CGCAAAUAGACAGGGAUCAGCGCUAAACGAGGCCACGCAUUGUCUGGCCCUCCCGCCCUCGGUUGCGAGCGAGCAACGUGAUUGGCCCAGGCCUCGGAAAGAGUGCCCGGGGAUCCAAAUGUACAGGCCGCAUUUAUCUUAGUGUCGAAAAAAUAAACCCAAACAAUAACAGACACAACCGAGAAAGGAGACAUAUCGACGAUCCAUUUGAAGGAGUCCAUAAUAAGGGUGCUCUCUCCCAAUGGAAGGAAGAAACACCAGCAACACACUGUUCUUAUUUUAGAGUGCAUUGACAUCAAAUGUGAAGCWUUUUUAAGAUCAAAGAGAUGGACCACGGCGGAGGGAUCCUGGAGCUACACACACAGGAGUUAAAGAUGCCUCACACCAUGAUCAUGCAAGACUUUGUGGCAGGAAUGAGGGGCCUGGCCCACAUCGACGGGGAUCACAUUUUGGUGUCUGUGCCUGAGGGCAUGCUCCUGUCUGACGUCAUGACGGACGAAGGCAUCCUGCUGGAGCACGGCCUGGAGGUGCAGGGCCUGGAGACGGAGGUGGAGGUGGAAGGCCUGGAGACGGAAGUUGAAGGCUUUGGAGCGGAGGUGGUGGAGCUAGAGACACAGAUGGUCGAGGGCCUCGAGACGGAGGUGGUUGAAGGCCUGGAGGUCGAGGGCCUGGAAGCGGAGGUAGAAGUCGAGGGCCUUGAAGCGGAGGUGGAAGUCGAGGGCCUUGAGGAAGAGGUAGAGGUCCUAGAGGAAUAUCUAGAGACUGAGGUGAUUGAAGGCCCUGACAUCGGACACGAACACUUGCUGGGUUCCGAAGUGGCCAUCGUGGAGGCUAUAGACUCUCACCAUCACCAUGUUCUAACCUCAGACCUCAUCCAGGGCUCAGUCCACCAUCACCACCACCACAUGCCAGACCAGCUUUUUGUGGAGCACCAGGAGGAGGAGGACGGGUUGGAGGGCUUGGACCAGGAGGUGGGGGAGGAGGAGACAGUGAUCCAGGCCCACGAGGAGCUGCCGGUGGACGUGGAGGCUGUCUCUCUGCAGACUGAUGAGGACUACCUCAUGAUCUCCUUGGACGACGUUGGUGAGAAGCUGGACAGAAGAGACACUCCUCUAGAGAUCACUACUGAGGUGAUGCAGGACGACGCCUCCAACAAGGAGGGGUCCGAGGUCAUCAAGGUCUACAUCUUCAAAGCCGAGGCUGAUGACGAUGUGGAGAUAGGUGGGACCGAGGUGGUGUCUGAGAGUGACUUCCAUAACGGCCACCAUGCUGUGUUAGAGUCUGGGGGAGGAGGCAGACAUGGCCGGGGGGAGAGGAUGGUCUACAUGGCUGUGAAGGACCACGCCCAGUCAGACCACGCCCAGUCAGAGGAAGAUAUCAAUGUGUCAGACAUGGCAGAGCAGGUGUACAUGGAGGUGAUUGUAGGAGAGGAGGAGACCUCUGCAGUCCAGGAGAACCAGCUAGAUGACUCUCCAAACAGCAAGAUGUUAGCCCCUGUCUCCUGGGCUGCUGCCUACGAUAACAACAGUGUGGACACAGUGAAGAAUGGAGGGACCAGGCCAUACCUUCAGAUCAGAGACGGUCAGGGCACCAACAGAGCCCUCAAACAGAAGAUCAAGAAGAAGAAGAGGAAUGGCGAAACACGGCAGUGCCAGACCGCUGUGAUCAUCGGUCCAGACGGCAUGCCCCUGACCGUCUACCCCUGUCACAUCUGUGGUAAGAAGUUCAGGUCACAAGGCUUCCUCAAGUGCCACAUGAAGAACCAUCCUGACCACCACGUUAAGAAGUACCAGUGUACCGACUGUGACUUCACCACCAACAAGAAGGUCAACUUCCACAACCACCUGGAGUCCCACAAGCUACUGGUGCAUCACAGAGACAGAACCUCUUCCCCAGACUACCCAGAAUACAACAGGACCACCCCAGAGUACCCAGAAUACAACAGGACCACCCCAGAGUACCCAGAAUACAACAGGACCACCCCAGAGUACCCAGAAUACAACAGGACCACCCCAGAGUACACAGAGUACACCCGGCGUUACCACGAAGACAGCCAGCUAGGGUCUAACAAGCUGAUCCUGAGGGACAAGGAGUCCAAACUGCACCACUGUAAGUACUGUGACUAUGAGACUGCAGAGCAGGGGCUCCUYAACCGCCACCUAUUGGCCGUUCACAGUAGGAAYUUCGCCCACGUGUGCGUGGAGUGUGCUAAAGGCUUCCGUCACCCGUCRGAGCUCAAGAAGCACAUGCGGACCCACACGGGCGAGAAGCCGUACUGCUGCCCGCACUGUGACUUUCGCUGUGCAGACCAGUCCAACCUAAAGACUCACAUCAAGAGCAAGCACGGUGCCGACCUGCCUUUUAAGUGUGGCCACUGCCCCCAGGCCUACGCAGACGAGGGGGAGCUGCAGCGGCACACAGAGAUGGUGCAGGGACACAAGACCCACCAGUGUCCCCACUGUGAACACAAGAGCACCAACUCCUCUGAUCUAAAACGACACAUYAUAUCUGUUCACACCAAAGACUUCCCUCACCAGUGUGACGUGUGUGAGAAGGGCUUCCACCGGCCCUCUGAGCUGAAGAAACACUCCGAGAYGCACAAGGGCARCAAGGUGCACCAGUGCAGGCACUGUAACUUCACGACCUCUGAACCUUUCACCCUCAGCAGACACAUCCUGUCCGUUCACACCAAGGACCUCCCCUUUAAGUGUAAACGCUGCCGGCGAGGGUUCCGCCAGUCCACGGAGCUGAAGAAACACAUGAAGACCCACAGCGGGAGGAARGUGUACCAGUGUCAGUACUGCGAGUACAACAGCCCGGACGCUUCAGGAUUCAAACGCCACGUGAUCUCGAUCCACACCAAGGAAUACCCCCACUGCUGUGACUACUGUUGUAAAGGCUUCAGAAGACCCUCGGAGAAGAGUCAGCACAUAGCCAGACAUCACAAAGAUAUGCUGAUGGAACGUUGUUAAUACAAUGUUGACACAAUGUUACCCGGACAGACAGACUGACACACUCACUCCUUAGUCUAUGUAGACCUUUUUCACACGACGAAGGGGGAACACAUUUAGGCAGUUGAUAAGGAUGGAAUGGUACAUUUAGACUGCUAGCAAUGAUAACAUUCUGACUGCUUCUCUUUUUCUACUGGUUGUAUAGAGUAGGAUUAGGUCUCACCAGACCCCCCCCAUUCCCUCUCCCCCAGGUGUAAUCAAACUAAGCAUGUGGUGGAAGUUGGUGAAGUUUAAAACCAGUGUAUAUGUUGUCAGUGGGGCGCCUGUCACUCUUUCUGUAUUUAUUUAUCUGCAGAGAAGAGGAUUCACCAUAUGAUGACGUUUUUUUUCAGGUUCUCAAAAUAUGUCUGUGUAUACCUGUUGAAUCUCUGGGAGAAAGAAAUGGACAGAAGGACGGCGUCCUCUAAUAUAGGAAGUGGUUAUGUGAGAUCGUUAUUCAGGCCUGUUCUUCUCUAUCUCACCAGACUGUAUCUGGAUCAAACUAGUGGAUCAAACUAGUGCAUACUGGAGAGCUGCAAGGCUCUGCUACCGACUAGUAUCUUCAAACCUGGGUUCAAAUCAUUUUAGAACUAUUUCUUAUACCUUUAGCGUUUCCUUUAUCCUGCCUAGUGGACUUUUGCGAAUCGGUUGGUUCCGUUGUGCCAGGCAAGCCUAGCGAAGGUAUGUAUUUGAAAUGAUUACAAAUAGUUUUUGAACCCAGGUCUAAGUAUCCUCCCAAUAACCUGGUUUAUAUCCUAAUACCAUUUGUUUUAAAGGCAAUCUGAAUCACAAUCAUGUCAUUAUGAGCCUGUGGGCCCUGUUUGGGUGGUCCACCUGUGAGGUCAGAGUGGAACAAUGUUUACACAAGCACCUUAACCUACGAGCUACGAAACCAACUCAUUUUUUAAAACAAAUAGAACUUUGUUUUGUUUCUUAACAGUGCCAAUUUAUUAUUAAUUAAACUUGUUUAAUGUUUUGGUGUUUGGUGGACAGAUGGUUCUGUUCUGUAUGUUUGGUAAAAACUUCGGCAGUUGUCACCACCGUUUUUUGACCUUGUGAAUGCCACUGUAAGUUGUGUAUAUGACCUUGUGAAUGCCACUGUAAGUUGUGUAUAUGAUGUGUAUGUGUCUUCACAUAGAACACAGAUGUGGUCACACACAAGCCAACCAUCCGAUGGUCAUGUGUUAUGUUCUGUUUCUCCUCAUGCACUGAGCUCUGCUAAAACAGACAUCUGAAAAGUAAAGUGAUUUUAAGUCUCAAACAUAUGCCGUGUAAAGAGAUUGUGUGUUUGAGUCAGUAGAAAGCACUUUAACUAUUGUUUUGUUCAUUUAACAUGUACGGUGUAUAAUAUAUAUUCCCUGAAUGAGACAAUAUGAGUGUUGGAAAAGAGUUGUGGGUAUUUCCGGGCCUGGAGUGGGACGGUAGCGGCCAGUAUUCAUCUAAAUGUAUUAUCAAUAGAAAGCUGUCUAAUGAACUCUUCUGUUUUGAUAUCUGAUAGGUAAUUGGUUGGUCUUUCUGUUGAGAUUUCUGCUCACUGGUGUCCAGUAACCCCACAGUCACUUAAGUACAAUGGUGGAGAGAUUGUCGUUGGAGUAUUAAAGUAUGCACAUAGUAGGCUGGCCAUGAAAUGAAUUGUGUAAAAAAAAAAAAUGUAUGCAUUUUCUAGAUUUUUUUUUGUUGUCUAAUUUUUGUCUGAUUGUUCAGAAAUACUGGUGAGGAGCAACCAAAAUAAACAAUUAUCUUUUUA
Molecule: messenger RNA, 4737 nt
Organism: Salvelinus sp. IW2-2015
Lineage: Eukaryota; Metazoa; Chordata; Actinopteri; Salmoniformes; Salmonidae
Product: zinc finger protein 711
Biological process (GO): regulation of transcription by RNA polymerase II
Cellular component (GO): nucleus
Molecular function (GO): DNA-binding transcription factor activity, RNA polymerase II-specific; metal ion binding; RNA polymerase II transcription regulatory region sequence-specific DNA binding
Source: RefSeq, a predicted model, not a curated record